AUGCCUUUCUUAAAGGACACCAUGCCACUUGUAAAGGAACCACAGCAGCGGCCUGUGGGCCUGCCUUCAUGGUUCCUCCAGAGCCUGUUUGCUGCCUUCAAUGUGAUGUUGUUGAUCAUUUUCAGUGGACUUUUCUUCGCAUUCCCGUGUCGGUGGCUGGCUCAGAAAGGGGAGUGGGCCUUUCCCAUUGUCACAAGCCUACUGUUCAUCCUUACCUUCGUCAGUCUCGUUUCCCUCAACUUCUCAGACCCCGGAAUCUUACAUAGAGGCUCCAUGGAGGAGGACCCCAUGAUGGUACCUGUGGUGCGUGUGAACCACAGGGCCUUCUGCCUGCAGUGGUGCCCCAAGUGCUGCUUCCACCGCCCACCCCGGACCUACCACUGUCCCUGGUGCAACAUCUGUGUGGAGGACUUCGACCACCAUUGCAAGUGGGUCAAUAACUGCAUCGGUCAUCGAAACUUCCGCCUCUUCAUGCUGCUGGUCCUGUCCCUCUGCUUGUACUCUGGCACCCUGCUGGGCGCCUGCCUGCUAGUCCUGGUUCGCACUAGCCACCUGCUCUUCUCCACAGACAAGACCAUGCUGGUGCACAGCAUGCUGGUGGCUGUGCCCGCUGCUGGCUUCCUGGUGCGCUCCUUCCUGCUGCUGUUGACUCAGGCCAAGUCGGUGAGCGCAGGUGAGCGCUCCUGCGAGAGCAAGUGCAGAUACCAUCAGGGAUAUAACCCUUUUGACCUGGGCUGUGCCAGGAACUGGUAUUUAUCAAUUUGUGCACCACUGGGACCCAAGUACAUGUCUGAAGCUAUCUGUUUGCAGAGGGCUGUAGGGCCUGAGUGGAUACCCGAGCAGACUCCAUACUCACCUAGGUGGCCCCCUACACACUAUCCUCCAGAACUCCUUGAGCCCCAGCCCCAACCUCUGGGUGAGGCUGCAGUUCUCCAGAAGUUUGGCUCCAGCCCACUGCUGUCCCUGCUGCCAGAAGCUCCUAGACAAGGCUCGCCGCUCCGCACCGCACCCGGAGCCACUCGCACCUCCCAGUGGUAG
Nannospalax galili (Upper Galilee mountains blind mole rat) is the source of this 1038-nucleotide messenger RNA. It is a transcript of the gene Zdhhc19, whose product is annotated as zinc finger DHHC-type containing 19. Gene Ontology annotation, biological process: peptidyl-L-cysteine S-palmitoylation; protein targeting to membrane. Lineage: Eukaryota; Metazoa; Chordata; Mammalia; Rodentia; Spalacidae. Gene Ontology annotation, molecular function: protein-cysteine S-palmitoyltransferase activity. Bases 1 to 1038 code for a protein of 345 amino acids. The transcript is spliced from 8 exons. Gene Ontology annotation, cellular component: endoplasmic reticulum; Golgi apparatus. The record is from RefSeq and is a predicted model, not a curated record.